UGCUAGAAUUGCAGGCAGAUCUGGCAGAGGAGGAAACACCAGCAUCAGGAUCUGAACUCGGUUCCCACCAUUACUAACUGUAACCUCAGUAAAGCUAGCUACGGUGCGACACUCCGCGAGCAACAUCGACGAUCGGCAUGGCGGCGGUGGUUGGAGAUGAAGAGGCGCGGCCGGCAGUGCCACUGGCAGUGCCGCUGACGGGGAUCGAUCUCAAGGUGCAUCUUGUCGAGAUCGCCGUGAGGCUCAUGAGCGCGCGCGUGGAAGACAUGGGCGCGCGGAUGGGGGCCCGCGUGGACGAGAUGGGCGCGCGGAUGGGUGCACGGGUGGACGAUAUGUGCGCGUGGAUGGGCGCGCGGGUGGACGCGCGGGUGGACGAGGUGGGCGCGUGGAUGGGCGGGCGCGUGGAGGAGCUGAGCGCGCGGCUGAGGGCGCAAGCCGACGCGACGAGCGCGCUGCGACGAGAGAUUCGCGAUUUGAGAAGGGCUGCGACGGGGGGAGAGCAGACGAGGGGAGAUGAAACGAGGGGAGAGGAGAGGAGGGAAGUGCAGACGAUGGGAGAGCAGACGAGGGAAGAUGAAACGAGGGGAGAGCAGACGGGGGAAGAUGAAACGAGGGGAGAGCAGACGGGGGAAGAUGAAACGAGGGGAGAGCAGACGGGGGAAGAGAAGACGGGGGAGGGGGAAGAGAAGACGGGGAACGAAUCAAACGGAACAGAGGGGAUUCACGCAGGCGGAGGUGUGGUAGUAGCGGGGGGCAGUACUAGCUUACUACGGGAGGAGAUGGAAGAGCUUAUAGCGGAGCGGAUGACAGGCUUGAGGGGCGAGGUGCUGUGGCACGUGGGAGCGCUGGCGGCGCAGGUGGAGGAAGCGAGGCGGAGGGACGAGAAGGAGGAGGCGAGCGACGGCAAGGGGAGGAUGGAUGCGCUGCUGAUGGGCGUGCUGGAGAGGCGGGAGCGGGAGAUGGCGGAUGUGCGGGCGCAGGUGGAGGCGGCGAGGCGGGAGGCGAGGGACGAGUGGGUGGACGUGGGGGAGAAGAUAGCGCUGCUGAUGGGCGCCAUCGCGGGGGGGGAGAGGGACAUGGCGGAGGUGAGGGCGCAGGUGGAAGGGGCGAGGCGGGAGGCGAGGGACGAGGUGGCGCGGUUGAGGGGCGCGGUGGAGCGGCAAGCGAGGGAGACGGCGGCGGUGAAAGCGGUGCUGGCGCAGGCGGAAGCGGGAAGGAAUGGAUUGGCGGAACGGCGGGAGCCGCCACUCCACGGCCAGGCGGGACGGCAGCCGUCACCCCAGGGUCUGGCGGGACAGCAGGCGCCUCUCCAGGGCCUGGCAGGCGAACGGGCGCAAGAGAGACGGGUGAAGGUGGAGGAGGGGUGCGAGGAGGACGUGGGGAGGCGGAGUGGGAGGCGCAUCAUGGCGGUCAAGGCAGAGGCGGUGGUGGAGGAGGGAGGGAUGGGAGUGGUGGGAGAAGGGGUGAGGGAAGAGGGGGUGAGGGAAGAGGGGGUGAGGGAAGGGGGGGUGAGGGAAGUGGGAGCGAGGGGAGAGGGGGUGGGGGAAGAGGCAGGGAAUGAAAGGGCGGGUGUAUAUGGGACGGAGGAGGAGGAGGAGGAGGGAGAGGCGGAGUAUGGGGAUCGAAGAAAGCGGCUGAAGCAGGAGGAAGGGAGCGCAAGGGAGAUGCCCUAUGUGGACUGGGAGGGUGCGGAUGUAGUCGAUCAGGUGGCGGGGCGAGGGGAGUGGGAGGAGGAGGGGCAGGAGGGGAGGUAUGGUAUGGGCACAGCAGGGGAUGAGGUUGAGGGGGGGAGAGGCGGGGUGGCGGGUGCAGCAGGGGGUGAGGUGCAGAGGGAGAGACACGGUGUGGGCGCACAGCAGGGGGUGCAGCUGAGGUGGGUGGAGUGACGGAGGCGAUGGAUGAGAUGCGGGCGAGGGUGGGGGUGCUGGAGAGGAGCGAAGAAGGGGUGAAGAUCAGGGAGUCGCUGAUUGAGAUGAAGGUCGGCAGCAGUGCCUCACAAGGUCGGCAUGGAGCAUAGCGGCAUCUCCCUUAACCAAGGGUGUAACAGCAUGUACAGUAAUUUCUAGGAAAAAACCAUGGUUAUGAUACGGUUUCAGUAGGAAUUGUGAAACUAGUGAGCAGGGCUGACGUUUCAAAAAAAGGCACUCUGAGCCAACCCCCCCCAAAAAAAAAAUAGUCUGAAGGGCCUUCAGCCGAAAUUUUUGUAGUCUGAAAUGUCAGGGUCCAG
Molecule: messenger RNA, 2227 nt
Organism: Closterium sp. NIES-67
Lineage: Eukaryota; Viridiplantae; Streptophyta; Zygnematophyceae; Desmidiales; Closteriaceae
Source: the annotation of a GenBank genome assembly